Molecule: messenger RNA, 840 nt
Organism: Nicotiana attenuata
Lineage: Eukaryota; Viridiplantae; Streptophyta; Magnoliopsida; Solanales; Solanaceae
Product: enoyl-[acyl-carrier-protein] reductase [NADH], chloroplastic-like
Exons: 7
Coding region: 1-603 (200 amino acids)
Biological process (GO): fatty acid biosynthetic process
Molecular function (GO): enoyl-[acyl-carrier-protein] reductase (NADH) activity
Source: RefSeq, a predicted model, not a curated record
AUGAGCGAAGCUGAUGAGUAUUUGCUCACUGGGCCGUUUCGCAUGGACCUGCCAAGUUUCAGGUCAAUCGGAGUUAGCAAACCUCUGUCGGAGACAUCAAGAAAAGGAUACCUUGCAGCUGUAUCUGCCUCCAGUUAUUCCUUUAUAUCUCUACUGAGGCAUUUUCUUCCUAUAAUAAAUCCAGGCGGUGCCACAAUCUCUCUAACGUACAUUGCUUCUGAAAGGAUUAUCCCUGGAUAUGGAGGCGGUAUGAGUUCGGCAAAAGCUGCUUUGGAGAGUGACACUAGAGUCCUGGCGUUUGAAGCUGGAAGAAAGCACAAAGUCAGAGUGAACACGAUAUCUGCAGGUCCACUGGGAAGUCGUGCAGCAAAAGCUAUUGGCUUUAUUGACAUGAUGAUAAAUUACUCAUUGGAGAAUGCUCCUUUGCAAAAGGAGUUAUAUGCCGAGGAGGUCGGGAACACUGCUGCUUUUCUGGCAUCUACUUUGGCUUCAGCAAUUACUGGUGCCACCGUGUAUGUUGACAAUGGUCUGAACGCAAUGGGAGUUGGAGUUGACAGCCCAGCUUUUUCGGGUCUCGAUAUCCCAAAGGAUAAUAAGAGUUAGAGCGCCUUAUGGUUUUGUUAUCUAUUAUAGAUUCCGCAGAUAGGUCAUUUCAUUUCGAUGAGUGAAAUUGCAUUUGUAGGAGGCAAUCUCAGCAUUGGAUAUGGUCCUCGUUAUUUAUUUAAUCCUUUUGCCGAUGUGCUAAUUAACCAUUUGCAUUCAAAUUUAAUUCAAUAUGUUCAGAAAGACUGCUCGCUAGCGGAAAGACUUGCAAUUGGAGUUUGACACUUUUAUCGCUUA